CGGCUUCCCGCCGCCAUAUUGAAUCCGGGAGCCGGCGAAAAAUUCAUAAAUCGACAUGUUUUCUCGGCUCGCACUGCGAACGGGUGCUGUACUACGCCAGCAUGUCACAAAACAUCCAGUGAUUGUAGUUGCUGCAAGGUCAGGUUCUACAGAACAAUGGGACAAAGCCAAUGCCAUAUAUUAUGGGCCAGAGCGUGAUGUUAAAAACUUCCCCAUCACCAAAAUGGCUGAAAAGACUCCAAAUACUAGAAUGGGAAUCUUCCCAGAAAGUUGGUUUAAAUACUUAGAAGAAAAAACUGGAGUUUCUGGUCCAUAUGUACUCGGAACUGGUGUUGUCUUAACAGCUUUUUCUAAAGAACUAUUAGUCAUCGACCAUACAUUUUCUGAACUCAUCUCUUUCUGGAUUAUGUUCGCCUUAGUAGCUAAAAAAUUCGGUCCAAGCAUUGGAAAAUACCUAGAUGAAUUAUCAGAAUCAUACAUGAAAGCCAAAUGGCACCAACCUAUUGAAGAUGCCAAAGUGAACUCUAAGGAAAUGAUCAAGCAGAUUGAUGAAGGUCUUUGGAGGGAAGAGGGACAAACACAUCUCUUUGAGGCAAAAAAGGAGAAUGUUGACUUGCAGUUAGAAGCUCAAUAUAGGGAACGUCUCAGUGAGGCUUACAGAGCUGUCAAAUCAAGACUAGACUACCAACUAGACAGACAGAAUACACGCAUUAGGUUUGAACAGGAGCACAUGGUUAACUGGAUUGUACAGAAUGUUAUUAAAGGAAUCACCCCACAACAAGAAAAAGAUGCUAUAUCAAAGUGCAUUGCAGAUUUAAAAGGACUGGCUGCCAAAGCAUGAUUUAAAUGAACCUUAGGAAAUUACUUCUACAGAGACAAUAUUUAUUUAAAAAAUGUAUGAUAGAAGACUGAUUAACCUACUACUGCCAAUAGUGAACUAUGCCAUCAAUGUGUGUUUAGUAGACUAGUACAUUACAUUGUCUACAGUGUUAUUUGCCUUACUGGAAAUCAGAUUGUUUUAUGUAAUAUAAAAGUUCAUACAGAAUAAAAAUUUAAUGUGUUGUAUUCAUUAUUAAUUAUCCAAUCAACCAAGAGAACAUCCUUCCGCCUGUCCUGUCCGGGAAAUAACUCUUAAUAUUAGCCCGAUAUCAUUUCAGUUAUGGUAUCCAACUUUUUAUGUUGGCGGUCUGCAUAGGUGGACCAGUGAGAUGGAGACUGCAUAUUGGUGUAUGUCAUACAUGUUUUAGCUCCAAUUGUUUAAAAUAUGUAUUGGAAAACCAGCUAAUAUAGCAAACUA
This is a messenger RNA of Owenia fusiformis, 1297 nucleotides long. The record is from the annotation of a GenBank genome assembly. NCBI's taxonomy places the organism in Eukaryota, Metazoa, Annelida, Polychaeta, Sabellida, Oweniidae.